UACUCUCGUGGUAAUUAUCGCGCCCAAGGGAAAGCUGUCAAGGGGGAGGAGCAGCGGCGGCAGUGUUGUUGUUGUUAUUGUGAAGGAACACCUGUGCCCGCCUCGUUAGUGCAGGUGUGUGGGCGUGCAGGAUGAGUUAGACAAGCUGGGCCUACCCCCAUGUGAGGCAUCAGCAUGUUCAGUGACUGGCCCUCAGAACUGGUCCCUCAGCAGGGAUGGGGCGACGAGGCUGCCAUCAGUGCUUUUAAGGAUGCAAUACCAUGGACUGUGGGGAGAGACUUUGUGGCGGGAACAGCCAAGCAUCUGGCAGGAAGUCUGGGCCUCACCAAGCCCGGGCCACCCACCAGAAGCAAAAUUGUUCAUGAUAAACAGUUGCAAGUACUUAUGCCUGCACUUGGUCAUGGGUUGAGUUUCCCUCUGUCUGAAAUUGACAUCCUACGAGACUGUGUGAGCGUCUACUGUGAGUGGCUGUCAGCUCUCCUGCCGAACCCCAAGAGCAGUGUUCCCAGCCCUAUACUGAAUGAUCCAAACCACUAUGCAAGGAUCAUCAUCAACCAUUUCUAUUACCUGUUUGUUCCUCGUGGAGCUCAGGGGCCCGAUGUCAUCAAUCGGCAGGCAGUGUUGUGUCACCGAGUGCUGCGAACACUGCAGAACAUUGCACAGAACUCACCGUACCUCAGCGAAGACACCUGGCAGACCCUCCUCAUGUUUCUCCUGCACAUCAACUCAGCACUCCUGUCUCCCCCCACUGUGAAAGAUGAGAGUGAGGGUGCUCCCAGCUCCACUCUAAGUCUAAACUUUACUGGAGAUGUGGCUGAGGAUGCUGGAGAGCAACUGUGUGAGCGGGUGCUGAGUGUGUUGUUUGAGACAUGGCUGCUGGCCUGUGCUCGGUGCUUCCCUCCACCCCCACUCUGGAAUGCACUCAGGGAGAGCUGCCAGAGGUGGCGCCACAGAGCUGGCCUUAUUGAGCAGUGGAACAGAAUCAACUUCGCACUCACGCGCAAGCUCAUCAGCUUCAUGUAUGGGUCCUCCUUCCCUGAAAUAUCCAUUUCUGAGGAUGACUUGAACAUCAUUCCCUCUAACAUGAGCAGGGAUUGUAUUGCCCAGGUCUGGUACCGGAUUCUUCACAUUAUUGGGAACCCAGUGGACCUGAGCCGCCACACAGUCAUCAGCAAGACACCAGCCUUCCUGAAGUAUGCCAUUUCCUCAGCUUUAGUGAUUGAGCCCAGCCAGCACCCCUGCCUCCAGAUGCUUCCCUCCAUCUUCCUGUCAGCAAUGAAGGGCAUCUCAGGCCUGGUUGAUGCUUUUCUGGGUGUGCCAAACACUUCACUGGACAACCUCAGUCAGAAAGGCCGACAAAUUUCGCCAUCAUCCCUUUCGCUGACCUCAGAAAGCAAAAGUGAUGAUGGUUAUCGGUUGUUGGCAAAUGGAAGACCCAAAUGCAACAGUAUUUUACACUUGUUUGGCCCUUGGUUAUUUGAAGCUGCGCUUAUCAACUGCAAUUUACAAGCCAGUCCGGGGUCCCAACAUAAAGUUGAUACAGGUGGAGGCGUGAGCUCAGGCACUCGCCGACCUGUGUCUGUGUUUGGAGGCAGUGAGCCUGGCAAGAAGACCAGUGAAGGAUCAGUGUCUGGAGACCCACUUACAGAGCGCCUCACUAACCUGACACCACAGCACUUCCAGGGAGGCAGAGCUGAAGCUCUCGGAGCCCUAUGCAGGAUAUUUUGCUCAAAGAAGACAGGAGAGGAAAUCUUGCCUGUCUACUUGGCUAGGUUCUAUAUUGCCCUCCACCAAGGGAUGAGGGAGGGUGACACAAUUGUCCUGUCACCUCAUGAACCAGGACAGCCACCAACACCCAGAUACCAAAGCAAUAGGACGGGAAUGUGUACUGAGACGGCGGCAAGUGUGUUAGCGAAUGGGGUGGACCUCUUCCGCCUGGACCUUCAGGGCGUGGUUAGCCUUGUUCCUAGUGUGCUGGGCGUCCUGGAGAGUGUCUUGCCUGAGGGGGAGCUCACCACCCCACUGCAGCUCCCGGUCACCCUCCUGCGCCGUGCUGCAACACACAUCUUGCUCUCCAUCCUGCCACUGCCUCUCCACUUCCAGGGCUUACAGGUAAAGGAAAUAGGUAACAACACUGGGGAGCGCCUGGCACUGUCACACCUCCGGCCGCAGCUCGUCAACCUCCUCACCAAUGCUCUACAAGUGGAGACUGACCCUUCCAACACUCAGAUGCUUCUAGGAGGUCUGCUCUUCUGUGUUCAAGAUGCAGCUCUUUGUGAAGUGAUGGACUCCAUAUCACAGCAUAAUUUUUCAACAGACAGAGACCACAAUAUUAUGUCAUCAGGUGCCUCAGACACUGUUAGUUCGCAUGGUGACUAUAACAGUCUGCUGGAUGAGAGCUGUGAGGCACUGCCUGAAGGAGGUCUUGGACAGAUGCCGGCCUCAGCCAUUCCUCCCACCACCACCACGACACAUGCAACCUUGCUGACCACCACAGAUGGUGAAGCUACACCAAUUUUAGAAGAUUCGGACUCGGCCCACGCCCUGUUUGUGCGCUCCAUCUACCUGGUGUGUCACAGACUUAUUUCCUCAUGGAAGAGUGAUGUCAAUGUGUCCCUGGCCGGCCUUGAGCUCCUUUCUGGCUUGGCUCGUCUCAGCAUUGCUGAACAAGAUGGCUUAGAGUGUAAGAGAGCAGUAAAGUGGCUGUGUGACUACAUAGCAUACCAGUGCUCCAGACCACCUCGGGCACACUCUAAGGACCUGCAUUCUACAAUAGUUGCUGCCUUCCACUGUGCAAGUGUUUGGCUGGUGGCCCACCCGUACCUGCUGCAGGACAAGGAGUGUCUGGCCACGGUCCUGGAGGUAGUGGAGUUAGGCAUCUCAGGAUCUAAGUCUCAGGUUAAGUCAAGUGAUGCCCCACGACUCAAACAUGAAAAGGAACUGAAACCUGCCAGCAUGCGAGUGCGAGAUGCUGCAGAAGCAUUGCUUUCCUGUGUGCUGUCUCAGGUUGGCACCUUCCCCUCUGUUUGUGGAGCUGAGUCGCUGUCCUCACUGCUGGAUGAGAUGACGCUGCUCAGGCACUGCAACACCUGGGGGGGCUCAGAUCAGCUCACCCGGGACUCAGCAGCUCAGCACUUCAGAUACUUUGUAGCCCAAAACUCUAUCAUGCUGGCCCUUCUGGAACAACCCUUAGGCAACCAUCAAGUUCGCACCCUGCCAGAUCCCCAGCCAACGGUAACAGCUCUGAUCAGGGGGCCAUUUGGGAGGGUGGCCUGGACCAUGCAGCUGAGGCACCUGCCCAGACACAAGUCCUCAGCCAAACUGUACACGGUGAACCCUGGCCGGCCACUCCCCAUGAAUGAUGUAGGAAUAAAACACAACGUCAAGCCAAAAUACUUCCCAGACAGUGUGGACAGGAUACCGCUCUGCAAAGCAGAUAAGUCAAUUCCAUCCCUGGAGAGUGUCAUCAUGACUGAAGAAAAGUCCGCACUUGAACAUGACAAACUUCUUCAGAUCUUAGACCACCAGAUUACAUUUGAGGAGGGUGUUCAGCGACAGGUUGAGAGAGAGACCUCAGAGUAUCCAGAUGUGGAGACGGAGUGUGUUGCUCCUCCACUGUGCCACGAGUUCCAGACGGCUCGUCUCCUCCUCUCACAUUUUGGCUUUUUGUCUCUUGAUGCCUUGCAGGAGUCUGUUGAGUCAGCAGUGCCAUCGCUAGUUGCCAUUGAUUCCAGCAUGGCAGGAUUUGCUAGAGACCUUGAAAUCCUUGACAACACGAACAACCGAACGAUGGACACCGCUCACAUGUUUUAUGUUCAGGCCGGUCAAACUUCACCACUUGAUAUAUUAUCCAAUGUGGUGAGUUCUAGCUCAGUCCAUCCUCAUUUUAUGGAGUUCCUUCGUGGACUGGGAUGGACUGUCAACGUACACCAGCACCCCGGCUGGACCGGCCACGUCUCCACAGCAUUCACAAUCACUCCACAGCCGCAGGAAGGUAUCAUUGAUGCAAACCAUGGAGGCAGUGGCUUCAGCGGGCGGACUCACGUAUUAUAUUGGUCUGAUGCUCUCAGUGAGAUGGCUUUUGUUGUCCCAGCCCCCUCCCAGGGUAUGCUGUCGAGCCACCCAUCCAGCACAGGGAAUAUUAACACAGUUGGCUUGGUGCUGGAGCCAUGUGACAAGGCCGGGAGUGGAGGAGCUGGUGGUGGAGGUGGUGGAGGUUCAGGCAGUGAGCGCUCAGACUCCUUGCCUCCUUGUGAUGCUGAUGUGGAGGGUGGCUCCUCCAUCUCCUCACAUACCUCACAGACCUCAUGUGGUCAGGGCAGUGAAAACAGGAGUAGAAAGUUUGGGCGACAGACCAGUGCCCUGGCAUGCAGUGACCACAAAGUGUACAUAGUGUGGCUGGAGAGCUUUGAUGACUGCUACACUUUCCCAGCAUUGGACCUGUUGCCUGAGACAGUGACUGGCCUUGAGUCGUCCUCAUGGAAAGACAAAGAGGCCAUGGUUUACAUAAUCUUCAUCCACGCCCUCACCAAUGGACUGUUCAGGAUAAAGUUACAAGGCCGAAAUGCAAAGCUGAACAUGGCAGGGCCACUAGUGGAUGGGCAGGUGGUGAGCAGGAGAGUCCUUGGAACGUUGGUGAGGCAGACUGCACUUAACAUGUGCAGACGGAGGAGACUUGAAAGUGACAGUUAUCAGCCACCUCAUGUGCGAAGGAAACUGCGAAUCCAGGAAAUGGUACAAAAGUAUAGAUAUGAGAUGAAUGAACCAGAAUUCUAUACUCACUUGUUUACGAGUCCACUCUGUUAGGCAAUGCACUAAUAGAAAUGCAUAGAUUAUAACACUGUAUGCUUUUUCAUCUCCAUUUCCAUAUUUUCGCUGUUUCACGUAUAUGUCCAAUCAUCGCUUAUUCAUUUCAAAGUGUGUAUAUAAAACAUCAAAUUUUCCUUUCACUCAGCAGUCUUAGAUGAUUGUCAUUUAAAAGUUACUGGACAAGAAAAAUAUAAUGACAUUGCUUAUAAACUAUCAUUUUUAUUUAUCAGUUUAAUUUUGGGAGUUCAAAACUGCACAUCUUUACAAGCACCUACUUAUAUAGCCAAUUUUAGUAAGUCAGUAGCUCUACUAAGAUCACUAACUUCCAUUUUAGUUAUUUAGUUACAAGGUUACAAGUUACUGGUUUUUCCUUUCUCUUUGCACUGUAAACAGCUGGGUUAAUGUAGAUAUCUAGAGUUCUGUUGGCUGACUUUGAUAUUUUGUUAAACUGAUCAUAGAUAAAGUAAUAAGUUCUUAGUAAUAAUGCAUGUCAAAUCAAAUACAAUCAAAUUUGUGAUUAUGUCAUACCAGUUCAGAUUUUUGUAUCUAAGACUUGUUGAGUAUAUGAUUUACAGAGAUAAAUAAUGCUGUGAAAUCUUUGCAUUUUAAGAAAAAGAAUUGGAUGUUUGAAACUCACAUUUUUAUUGUUUUUUUAAUUGAUGAGAAUUGUAACUAUCAUUUGUAUAUAUUGGAAUUAGUUAUGAAUUAACUUUCCAUUACCUGUGACAAGUUACAUUUCUUGUGAAGGUCAGGAAAGUAUUUUAUAAGGAAGUGAAAGAUACUGUUUAAGGAUCAUAAGUAAACUGAAAAAUUGUUUA
Eriocheir sinensis (Chinese mitten crab) is the source of this 5627-nucleotide messenger RNA. RefSeq names its product ral GTPase-activating protein subunit beta-like. NCBI's taxonomy places the organism in Eukaryota, Metazoa, Arthropoda, Malacostraca, Decapoda, Varunidae. The record is from RefSeq and is a predicted model, not a curated record. Gene Ontology annotation, biological process: activation of GTPase activity; regulation of small GTPase mediated signal transduction. Bases 175 to 4806 code for a protein of 1543 amino acids. The transcript has 35 exons. Gene Ontology annotation, molecular function: GTPase activator activity.